Oryza brachyantha (malo sina) is the source of this 1164-nucleotide messenger RNA. Its product is annotated as protein GrpE-like. The record is from RefSeq and is a predicted model, not a curated record. The transcript is spliced from 3 exons. Gene Ontology annotation, biological process: protein folding. Gene Ontology annotation, molecular function: protein-folding chaperone binding; protein homodimerization activity; adenyl-nucleotide exchange factor activity. Lineage: Eukaryota; Viridiplantae; Streptophyta; Magnoliopsida; Poales; Poaceae. The coding region runs from base 1 to 993 and encodes 330 amino acids. Gene Ontology annotation, cellular component: chloroplast.
AUGGCUGCUCUCCUCCGCACGGCCGCCGCGCUCGCGCCGCCGCCGCCGGCCCCGUCGCCGUCCCCCGCCCGGGAUCCGCGUCGCCCCGCGUCGCUCGCCUGCCCCCGGCGCGCGCCGGUGCGGCCGCUCCGGGCGCAACUCCUGCCGGCGGGUCGGCGCGUCCCCUGCCGCGUCGCGGGCCGGCUCCGGCGGCGGUUGGGAGCCACCGAGGCAGACGAGGCAGCGCAGACGGCGACUGAGGAGGAGUCUGAAACUGAAGUAACUGGAGACACUGGUGCAGAUGAUGGUGCAGGCGCAGAAGAAACUCCCUCUGUUCUUGUCACAGCAUUGCAAUCAUACAAGGAAGCUUUGGCUAAUGAUGAUGAAACAAAAAUCGCUGAGAUAGAGGAAUUUUUACUCUCUAUCGAGGAGGAGAAGAAUUCUCUUUUGAGCAAAAUCGCUACUUUAGGUGCAGAAUUGUCAACUGAGCGAGAUCGUAUCUUGAGGAUAAGUGCCGACUUUGAUAACUACAGGAAAAGGGUAGAAAGAGAGAAACUUUCAUUGAUGACAAAUGUGCAGGGGGAAGUUAUAGAGAACUUGCUGCCUGUCCUUGACAACUUUGAAAGAGCAAAAACACAAAUAAAGGUGGAAACCGAACAAGAAGCAAAAAUAAACGACAGCUAUCAGAGCAUUUAUAAGCAAUUUAUUGAGAUUCUGAAUUCACUAGGUGUCGAAGAUGUGGAAACUAUUGGCAAACCAUUUGAUCCUAUGCUUCAUGAGGCUAUUAUGCGAGAAGAAUCUGUGGAGUAUGAAGAAGGGGUCAUCAUUCAGGAAUUUCGUAAGGGUUUUAAACUUGGGGAGCGACUGUUGCGCCCUGCUAUGGUCAAGGUGUCUGCAGGACCAGGCCCUGAAAAGCCCGUGUAUGAUGAUCCUGCAAUGGUUGAAGAUAGUGUAGCACCUCAAAAGGUCAAGGAUACUGAAGACGAUGGUUUUGAUGAUGAUAAUGCUGAGUGAUGCGGUGUUCCUUUUUUCUGAUUUUACAGGAACAAAGUCCAGAAAUUUUGUUGCUUUUCUGGAAUGUGUCAAGCAGGUAAUAGGAUAGAGUUAGAUACUGACUUAAAUGUGUCAUUCUCCCUUCCUGCUGUUGACAUUGAGUGUUGAUAUUGUCUCAAAAUUUAUAUUUCC